GGCAGCAACUCAUACACCAUGACAUGAAGUUGCGAUGUCCAUGUCCUUUGGGCAAUUCGACUUCGACAAUGCCCUCCAAAAUGUGUCUCAGGCAUAUCGAAGGGCCAGCCAGGUGGCAACAGAGGCUGCGAGCCAAGCCAGUCAGGCAGCCAGCCAGGCAGCAAGCGAUUUUGCGCUGUGGAGCGCAGGACAGGAACCAGAAGAGGAGUCUGAAAGCGAGCUUGAUGAGGAUCUUCCAGAAGUUGCGGCGGUGCGAGACCUGCUCCGCCCAGUUGCCUCAGUCUUGCUUGCUAGGCCAGAGCAUGCGGACCUCUUCAGCUACGUGCUGACAAGCAAAGAUGAAGUUGGAUCAUGUGCUGGCGAGAUGCUCUUUGGGCGACCCGAAGAUGGAGCUACCAUGACGAGGUUUUGGCUUCGUCGCAAGCCAUCGCAUGGAUUGCAGGUGGUGGCUGGCGGCUUGGAUCAAAGACCCAAUGAAGAAGAGCUACGGGAGGAGGAACAUGAGCAACAGAUCAGCGCGCACAGCGGUGACGCUUGGCUACGGAUUCUGAACCUCAAUGAUGAGCCCAGCAUUUUGGACUUUAAGGUGGAUGCUGCUCAUGGUUGUGCACCACAGGCUCUUCCAGAGGCCAUGGCGCUCUUUGCAGUUGCUCCAUAUGCAUUGGAGGUGCUGCUGCUUGCAGCCUUUGAUCAGCCGAAGUCUGCCCCCCGGCGACGAUCACGGCCCUCCACAGCCGCGUAUUUGACGUCAGCUCCAGCUAAAAAGACGUGCAGUAGCUCUCGUCGUGUUCGCCAUGCAGCGACGCAGCUUGUGCCCAGAAUCAUGGCGGUCCUGCGACGCAUUGUUGCUUUGAAGUCCAUGGAGCUAGGCGUCAAUGCUUUAGCUGAUCUGGACGGCUCGGUGAACGUCUUGCGAGUCGAUGCCAAGGUGCCUCUGGACUUCCAAGCGUUGGAUAAACAUUAUAAGCGUGUGGGAAAGCUCUUGAAACACUACGACUUGGUUUCGGUCAAAGCCUAUGACCACAAAACCGAUGCGUGCCUUUUCACCUUCUGUAUCCAGGAUGGUUGGAUCCAUGUCUGCUUCCAUUUGAUGGAGGGGCAGCUAGCAUGGCCUAGCGAAGGUACGAGAGCUGCUAUGCCACUGACCUUUGGCGAUGGCAUCAAGUUAGAUUUGGAAAUUCAGCUCUCGCUUCUUCUGAUGGGCCUCACGCUGCCCGCGGUAGCGCUACCGAAACUCUUUCUGGAAGUUGUUAUCACGGCUGGCAAUGUUCAAGUGGUAUGCCAAGAGGCUGGAGAAGAGGAAUCUUCAGAGUCUCACCAUCACGCCGAGACGGAUUGGAGCGCUCAGGUGAUGUCCAGCAUAUCUAGUGCGGCAUGGGCAGCAGCUGAGAGUGCGGCGAACCUCGCCUACGACUUUCAGCUACUAAGACGCUUGCUGAAAGAGAAGUUCUUUUUCAACUUGAGCUUCGAAAAGGGAUCAGAAAAUGCAUCAGGUGAAAGUGUUGCCAAAAUGCGGACUGCAAUGGAGCUUGCCAUCCCAAAGAGUGCAGCAGCUGAAGUGGUGACGCAGUGCUUGAAACAUUUUCUGACAGAGCAACUGAAGAAGAUGGAUUUGUUGACGCUUUUCCGGGACUUGUUGGAAGCUGUGGGCCAAGACUUGUCACGGUUGGCACUGUCGGAGGAUGCUUUGCGGGCAGCUGACAACAAGUCGGCCCAAACGAAACAAUUCCUUUAGCAAAAGAGC
This is a messenger RNA of Cladocopium goreaui, 1744 nucleotides long. The record is from the annotation of a GenBank genome assembly. Lineage: Eukaryota; Dinophyceae; Suessiales; Symbiodiniaceae.